Molecule: messenger RNA, 5802 nt
Organism: Manis pentadactyla (Chinese pangolin)
Lineage: Eukaryota; Metazoa; Chordata; Mammalia; Pholidota; Manidae
Gene: ZNF438
Product: zinc finger protein 438
Exons: 4
Coding region: 2671-5472 (933 amino acids)
Biological process (GO): regulation of transcription by RNA polymerase II
Cellular component (GO): nucleus
Molecular function (GO): DNA-binding transcription factor activity, RNA polymerase II-specific; sequence-specific DNA binding
Source: RefSeq, a predicted model, not a curated record
CUUUAGUUAAGCUUUUAUUAUUUACUCUGUAUUCUAACAUUUCCAACUAGUGAUACUUUAAUUAUAAUUUUAGGAUAAAUUACCUUUUAACACUGUUUUCAAAAUUCUGUCCUAUGAAACUGCCAUAUUAUAUUCUCAUAAGGCAACAAAGGUGAAAGAAACAAAAACUUACAUACCAAAAGCAAGACACUUCCAGAUUUUAUUUUCUAUUUUCAUUUAUAUAUACAACCCCAAAUCAUACAAUCUCAAAAGAGCUGGGACAUUAAAUUUCAUCUAGUUCAGCAGUUCUCAAACUUUUUAGUUUCAGGAUCCCCUUAUACUCGUAAAAAUAACUGAGGACUUGAAAGAACGCUUAUUUAUGUCAGUUGCAUCUAUUGGUGUUUACUGUAUUUGAUAUUGUAAUCUGAAAAAAUAUGUGUGAGUUCAUUUUAAAACAACAAUAAGCUUAUUACAGCUUAACAGAACUAACAUAAUUUAUAUAAUUGUCCAUAUUUUCCCAAACCAAAGACCAGUGAGAAGAGUAGCAUUGACUUAUGUUUUUUGCAAAUAUCUCUAACAUCUGGCUUCAUUAAAAAUGGUUGUAGUCUCAUAUCUGGCCCUUCAUUCAGGAUGUUGUGAUACAUAAUUUAUAUUGAAGUAUUUGAAGAAAACCCAGCUUUACAGUAGCUGGAAAGGGAGGGAGUCUUUCAAUCACCUUUUCAGAUAGCCAUGCAUGUUUCUCUUUGAUACCACACCAAAACAUUAUAGAUAACUGUGAUUGAAUUUCCCCGAGUCAGGUAACUUCUUAAAGUUUAGUUGUAAUAUGAAAUGUGAAAACGUCUUGCUAUACUUCUUGUAUUCUGUUACAUUUUGGGGUGUCUGACACUGGAGUCUUUUACUUGUCCAUGCAACAUCAGGCAUUGGUCAUUUAGAAAACAUUCGUUCACUGAGUUAUACAUCUGAUCUUAUACAUCAUUUUAUACAGUAUUUUACAAAUUAUAUUUGUCAAUGGAACCACCAGUCUCAUCUGAAAAAUCAUUGAGUAUUAGGAAGCUUCAAGCUCCUGGUGAUGGAUUCAAGUUCUCCAAAAUUCUAAUUGCCUCUCAGAAGAAUGAUUUUUUGUCAUUGGCAAUGGUUACUGCCAGAUGUUUCUUCUAGUGGUCACAAGCUCCGUCCAUUCACUCUUGAGGGAACGUCUGCCACAUACCCAAGUCUGAAUAUGUUCUUUCAACAUGUGUGUCAGAUGGUCUUUCAAGUAAAAUGCUAUUCCGUGAAAAAAGCAGCUAGUUCUGCUUCACAGCUCCAGUGACCACACAGAGCUUUUCCUCAAGGCAGCCGUCAUGCUUCAGUACAAAGGACCCUACAAGCAUGUGCCACUUUGUCACACAGUAUUCAAAGGGGUUGUAAGGAUCAUAGUUAAUAAAACUUUCGUACUGGUUUUUUGUUGUUCUACUGGCAGAGCAUAGUGGUGCAGAAUAAGGCUGCUCCUCGAACAGUUUGCUGUCACUGCCUUCAUUUAGAUGAGGGUGCCAGAGCAGUUGCUCCCAAUUAUCUUUUUUGCCCCCUCCAUGCAACCUGUGCAAAGGUCAACACAGUGACAAAGCAAAGUGGCGUCUUAUUACUCAUACGAAAAGAGAGUGCUGGAACCCUCCCCAGGGUCUGCAGACACCACUUUGAGAAAUUAUCCAGUGUAACCCUGUCUUGUUAAAGGGAAAAACUGUGGCAAAUAAUGGUUAUUAUCUUGUUCAGACUCAUUUCAAUAGUAAAUGGAAGAUCCAAAGCCAGACAUCUGCUCUUUUUCUUAUAUAUAAUGUAAUUUGUCUUGAUUCCUCCUUACCCCCAAGAAAGGAAAAUUCCCCAGAUCCAAACCAUAGGCCACAGCACUGAUGUUUAAUCAACUUUACUAAAGGGGCAGGACUUAACAAAAUGAGGAAUUUAGAUACAUUCUUUCAACAUUUUUAGACUUUUUCAUUCAGUCCUAAUGUGCUUCAGUGACGUCAGUUUUACAGGCAGGUGGUACAAGAUUAGAAAAUAUCUAAGAAAUGUAUGUUAUUUCUAAAUUUAUAAAAGACCUUAGUGAUGAUUGUUUUUCUCCAUUUUUGUUCAUCAUAAAAAACUACUUGAAGUCAGUACUUAAAAGUAUCAUACAAUUUAUUGUAUAAUUGUUGCUUUUAAAAGUCACAUUUUAGUGUAAGCUUGAUAUGGUCCCCAGAAGCUCUGUAGAAGAAGGCCACCCAUGUAAGAAGCCUGGCUUUUAGAAAUCACUCUAGGUAACUUUCAUUACUGAUCUCUAGCAACCAUGCCACCCAUUCCUGUUAAAGAAAAGAAGCUAACUCUCUCCUGACAGCUACACACUGAUUGGGUCAGUCAAAAAAAAUCUUUAUUUUCUCACCAUAGAGAUGGAUUAUGUGGUACUAACUAGCCAUUAGAGGAGAAUGACACAUAAACAGAUAAAUUGCAAGACUCCGCAGAAAGUUCAGUGUUAGAAUGGGUGGGAAAAGAGCAGCUUUGGUGCCAGACAGACAUGGGUUCAAGUCCAACCCUCCCAAACCAGGAGUAUCUCCCUAUGUACACAUGAUGCAAGUGUGCAGAGCCUGGAGCACAAGAGAACAUAGGUACAGAACCACUCCACCUCUUCAGGGAAAAUGGAGAGGUGGUGCUUACCUUCUCCUAACCUGUAGAUGAGAGUAAAUGUCUCCUUUGGCCAGAGAUUGUAGUUGUCACCCAACUAACAAUAAAGAUAGUGAUGGAGAAGCCAGGCAGAACUCAAAAGGAAAGGAUUCCAAAGUGGUCCCACAGCUUGCAAACUUCAAUGGCUUCCCUCUUGGUAGUAGCUCAGGUCAGCACCUGAUUGCAUUAACUGUGCCUCAGAAUCUGCAUAUGCUGGUUAACUCAUCCACAGUCAGCCUGGUCAGCUCCACUACGGUGACUACCACAGACCCAGUGACCUCAGUUCUACAGAGUGCCAGGUACCUCCACAUCCCUGAUCCUCUCAGGAAACAGCUGACUCAGAAAACAUCAGACUCUCCUGGAAGGACAGUGUGCACAGGUGAAUCAGACAUCCUUUCUGGGACAGUUCAUAAUGGGAAAGGUUUGCAGAGUAAGAGUCAAUUCAGGACCAUUGCACCAAAAAUUGUGCCCAAAGUCCUAACAUCCAGAGUGCUGUCAUGUCAUUCACCAUCACUCUCUAAGCAGGUGACUCCAGGACCCGCCAUCAGUUCCAAGCCACUGGAGGUACCCACCCAGAAUUAUGCUCUGAUGCAGGUUGCUGGCCAGGAGGGAACAUUUUCUCUCGUCGCUUUGCCACAUGUAGCCUCAGCUCAGCCAGUGCAGAAACCCAGACUGCACCUGCCUGGAAACCCCAAAGUGCCUAUUCCUCGAUACCAACCCCCACCAAAUAACAAGGCACUGAGAAGGAAACCUGUUAUGAGCUUCUCUGAGAGUGGCUGUAGCAAACCUCCUGCCCAGACCCAAACAUCCCUCUCCCCACCUGACCUCCCUGAGCCCCUGCACAAACCCGGGCCACGUGAACAAGUGCCGUCCCCAUACCGAGCCCCAGCCGGCACUGGCCCCACUGUGCUGACCAAUGGAGACUCUCAGCCUCCCGGGCCCAAAGACCAUGGAGAUCCUGACCCUCCUGUCUCCCCAGCACUGUCCACUCCAGAGGAGCCCUCUGCCAGGCAGAGCCUCACAAAGAUUUUGGGGAAAUCAGACUUGGCAAGCAAGAAAACAUCCAGGAAACCUUUCCCUGUUACCAGUGAAAAACAUAAAGAGCAAGUUGAUCUCAGAAAAGCCGUGACCAUUUUAUCACCAGCCAUUUUUGGAAAUGCAGUUCAGUUGAUCCCUUCGGUCACCAAAGGUGAACUGCCAAUCUUACCCUACUCGAGAAUGAAAACCACAGAGGUGCACAACAGUGAAUCCGAUGUCAGCACUGCAGAUGUUUCUUUACCUGGGCUCAAGGCAGACUAUGAUACUACCCACCCCAUCACACAAGGUUUGAAUGCCACCCCCCAAAUAGCCAGCAAGACACCCGUUCCAGAGGGGUUGAAGCAGAGUCCCAGUGAAAGUGACUUUUGUCCAGCCACCAAACUAGAUCUGGGCCACGAAACGAAGCUGCACAGUGGGGCAGCAAAGAGAAGAGGAAGGAAACAAAAGGUAGCAGAUGAAAUCUUGGCAUUUCAGGGGAAAAGGAGGAAAUGUAUCGUUAACAAGUGUGGAGUAAAAAACGAUCCACAGGAAUCCAGAGACCAAAAGCCUGGGGUGAUGAAAAAAUACCGUAGCAUUAUGCCUAAACCUGUCAUUGUCAUGCCUGCUCUGGCUCCCCUAGCUUCUGCGACUGCCGCUGUGUUACCGUCUCGAACGCCUGGCAGCUUAGGACAGAAGGACUUGUUAAAUAAUUCCUUCACUCCUAGAUAUGCAGGCUGUCAGCAGGACAGCAGCCCUUGCCCCAAGCCCAGCUCUGUGUACAGGAACGGAUUCCCUGCCAUCAAGAAGCCUUGGCACAGAUGUUUUGUCUGUAACCACCACUUUCGGUUCAAACAGCACCUCCGAGACCACAUGAACACACACAUCAACAGACGUCCCUACAGUUGUAGGGUUUGUCGCAAGGCAUACGUGCGUUCCAGCAGCCUGAGCACGCACAUGAAACUUCAUCACAGUGAGAACCGUGUGAAGAAACUCGUGUACUGUGAAUUUUGUGCAAAAGUCUUUGGUCAUGUCAGAGUCUAUUUUGGCCAUCUCAAAGAAGUGCAUAGGGUCAUCAUCAACACGGAACCCCCCCCCAGCGAACCACAGCCAGGGGACAUGCCGAAGCACAGAACCCUGAAUGCACGAGGGAUGGAGGGAUCAGCGGUGGAGAGGGAGAACAAGUCAAGCCUGGAAGAGGACCUCCUUCUAAACCAUGCAGACAAGGUCAAGUUACAAAUCAAAUGUGGCUGCUGUCACAUCACUGCUCAGUCUUUUGCUGAAAUAAAGUUUCACUUACUUUAUGUUCAUGGGGAAGAAAUUCAGGGCCAGCUACAAGAAGAGAUCCUACUGGGAAGCAAAGUUGCUCGGGAAGAGCUGGUUAAACACACUGCUCUGUGCUGGAAGCAACAUCCUGAAAGAAGAAAGCUGCAGAGGUUUUAUCCCUCCGAUGAGGAACACUGUGCAUCCCCCAUACUGAAAAAGCAGCUCUCCCUUCAUCAUCAGAAUGAUGCGGAAAUACUUACGAAAAAAGAAGGAGCCCAGCCUGGACCCAGUCAGCCAGGAGAGGCACCCCAGGGCCCAGUAUGCCCCAGUCCCCACAUAGCUCUCCCAGGGGCCCCUGCCUCAGGCUUUAACUGCAUUCUUUGUGCACAGAUGCUGGGAAGGAAGGAAGAACUCCUCCUGCACUGGGCACAGCAGCACCAUUGCGAGAACCCAUCCCAGCUGUGGGCGAUUUUACAUGUCCUGUCCAUCCAGGGACUGGGUGCACUUCCCAGCAAGACUGAGCCAGGAAACACGGGAGCCUGAGCAGGGUCGAGAGUUUUGCCAUCACCUUUCUCUCCAAGCUGUGUGUUUUCUGGUGGUGCUGCAUGAGAAGAAUCAAACAAGUUAGGACCCGCAUUAAUGAGCAGAAGUGAUCUUUUGAUACAUAGUUUUAUUUUCUUAUGAAAUAUGUAUGUGCCCUUGAUGCAUAGUUUUCUAACUAUGUACAGUUUUAUUUUAAAAUUCUGUGUACUAACUGUUACUAUCUUAGCCUUUUUCAGAAUAAAUAAGAAGAUCGAACUUUGGAGAUUGAAAUGUAAAGGAUUAUAGACCAUUCUUCAAAUACAGUUUUCAGUAAAAGCAUGUAUUGUUGGA